UAGGGGCAACAAGUGUGGGCGGUGAGAGAGUGGAGCAGCAGCAGCGGCAAUAGCAGCAGUAGAAGCAGUAGAAGCAGUAGAUAGCAGCAGCUGCCCACUGCCCCCCCCACCCCACUGUACACCCACCCACUGCAACACAACACAACACGACCUCAAUCCACCAAACACAGCUCAGCCGGGGAGACAAAAGCUGCAUUUUAAAGUAAUCCAGGAAAAAGUGCAAUGAGUUGGUCACACACAUCCCUGAGAGAAUGAGGACGCAGGCAAUGAGUGAGCACAGUUAAAAGUUGCUGCUCCAGUCAUAUGUAACGAGGCCCCAUUGAGAUUACUGUGGACUUUGGAAGAAAAACAUCAUCUGACUGGUGAUUUUUCCAUUGACAGCCUCUGUCAUGAGACUCUCACCAAAUCAAGCACCGUUGUAUGGGGAGUCUGUCCUGUCGGUGCUCUUGGGUGAGGAUGAUGUAGCGGUGAAAGACGAUGUAGCCCUCUACCUCAUGUUCUCCGGCUCCAGCCAGCAUCACUUAACCAGCACACAGCGAGUAGACACCAACAUGUUGCAGACUGUCGCUCCCGCACACAACUGUUGUGAGAUGGUGAAAGUUUUGCUGUACGCCUCGAAGGAAGGGGUUCCUGUUUCUGUGGUGGCGGAAGAGAAUUUCCAGUACGUGCAAGAUCCCACCUACGAUAUGGCACGCUUCCUGGUGAGCAGUGCUGGCUCCCAAGAGGCACUCAACGCCAUCAGGAUCAUGGACAACUUCCGCAUGUCCUCUGCCGACGUGACUCUGCUCGAUAAAGAUCUGACCUUAAAGGUGCAACAUUUGGUGCUGCCUUCCAAUUGGAAUGUCCUGGGGCCAGACAUCAACCUGCAAGCUUCGAUCCCUCGGGAGACGUUAAUGCAUUUCACAGCAAGACUGGGUCUGUCCCGGCUGGCCUCGUUCCUGCUGCAGCAGCCAGGUGGACAGGAAGCGCUUGGUAUUCCCAACCUGGAUGGCGCCACGCCCAUCAAUCUCGCAGCUCAGAGGGGCUUCCGUGGUCUGGAGCAGCUUUUUGCACAACAAAACCCGGCUGCAGCGUUGCAGGAGGAUGUAACACCGAUUGUAUCCUCCGAAGAAUGCUCUGUGCGCUUUCAGCAGCAUCUGAAUGUUUACAUGUACACCAUCAAUAACCCCCAGGGAGCAGAGCUCAACAGCAUGGAGCACAACAUCAGUGAACUGCAGAGAUACAUGCACUCUCACAGGCACGAAAUGGAUGCACUUCCUAUACCAUCCCUCCACUCACAGCCAGGGAUCUCAGUGCCUGUUGAAUGCUUGAGAUCUGAAGAGAACAAAGCGGAUUGCAAGUCCGAAGCCAUCUGCCCGAUUGCACAAAAGCUGUUGGAGAUACCCGUUGAACAAUCAGUUGGUGUGUCACCAGAGGAACGCACACUAGCUAAUGCAGAGUUGGAAACCAUUCGGUGUCCGGAGUCAACAUUGGCCAAUGAUCAAAAAAAUAUCACUGAAGUGAAUAUGGAGGAUGAAGCUACAUUCACUCUGCCAGCGGAAGGAUCUAGUUAUCCAGUGGAUUCCGAGAAACCACUAUGUAACCUUGUGAAGGACACGUCUGACAGCGAAUGUGAUCAAAGCAGUCCAUCCUACAAUAGGGAACAUGAGGGAAUUUUAGAGUCAACUGAGGAAUUGCAUCCCAGCCAAGAGUGUGCCCUCAAAUGCGACCUUCCCAAAAUGCUCCCGGACAGGAUGGUGAUUGGAAAUCCUGAUGAAGGGACACUAGACUCUGAGAAAACUCUCCUUUGCACGGAGAUGGAGACUGCUGCCUCUGAGAGAAUGAAGUCGGAAGAAGCUGAAGAAUGUGCUGUGUUCGCCGCCACUGAAAGUGCUCCUGCUGAUGGGCAUGUGGAGGGGGCGGAUUUUCAAGGUGAACAACUGUACAAUGAGAGCACUCCAUUCACUGAACUGCUGGAGGAAGCAACAGUGGGUUUGGAGCUUGAGGACAAUCGUCCCCAUGUGGGGGCUGAGGUUUCUCAAAUGCACGCAACAAAUGAAGUGAAUGUUGGAGCAGGCUGUGAGGUAAAGCCCGACGUUCUUGAUGAGGUGUGUGCAGCUCGUGUGGACUCCAUUUGUCAUUCAGAUGAUGAGUGUGAAGGAGUACAUCACCGAAGGACUGAGGGGGAUGAGACUCCACCGAAUCCAGAGCUGCCUUGUUCUUUAAACACCGUUGAGUUUGAACAGAAUGAUACAACUUUCGACCUGCCACCAUUAGAUGAACUAAAUGAUGUGGCUUUGAAGGUGUUACCGUUCCACGAACAGUGUGAUGUGAUAUCAGAAGUGCAAUCUUUACAUGAAGAAAAUAAUAACACGUUAGAACCGUUACCUCUAAGUAAUCUAGAAAGUGAACCAGAACAACACGAAGACCAGUUGGAAGCGGACUACCCUUGUGAUGACGAGUGGUCUAAGCAGGUCGAUGCCUUGUUGGAAACCGCUUCUGAUUCCAGUUUGGGGGAGGACCAAGCACUGCCGAAGGAAGUCCAAGCCAUGGAGGAUUUAAAGGAAGAAGUUUCUUCAGAUGAGGGCGCAGAAGAGGCGUUGCCCAUGAGCACCGCGGAAACGCAGUCUACCUUGCCAGCGUCUUUGGAAAUCCCACUUAAUGAAGAUCAUAGUCCCGACGGAGUUAAAAAGGCACCGGAAUUUCUCCGCAAAUCCAGCGAUGCAGUGCUGUAUUCCCCGAGUCAAGAAGUACUGCUCAGUAUAGUAGAGGAGCCCGCGGAUUAUAUGAUAAACAGUUCCUCGGAUUCUGAGGAUCACUUUGAAGAAUGCGGGAAGCCUUCACCGGAGGAGGAACUAAAAGAAGAUGCGUGGGUGAUGGAAGAAACCAGAUCAAAUGUCAAAGAUGAAGUAUUAUCCCCGACGGAUGAGAAGUCUGACACAAUUUCUUUGGAUACAAAAGUUUCACAUAAUUCCACUGACUGGGCAAUUAAUACUGUGCUGGAUGCAAAUGGAAACUUGGAACCUGUUGACUUGAAAGAAGAGUCACAAGAAGAUGAAGUUGAUAACAUUCAGAAGCUGCCAGAUCUUGCUGACUCUGUCUCUGAGAUGAUUAGCCGAGAGAACUGGUGUCCUACUCCCGCGCUGGUCCAAGCAAAGCAGAGUCCCGACACAGCUGAAUGUGGCCAGUUAUCUAACGCAUCAUUGGCUGAUGAGUGCAGUUCAUCGAUGCCCGUGGCUGAUGAACCCCUCUGUCACUCCGAUGGACAAGUCAGUAGCAGGACUGUGGAGACGGAGGAUCUGCUCACAAAGGUAGAGGAUGAUCAGAAUGUGGUGUACGAAAUUGGUGGAGUGACGACAAGCAGCUCAACUGUCGGGGACCCUGAAGCCUCGGAGACCCUGGAAGGUGGCGUUUUCCUGCUGCCCACCACUGCCUUUGAAGUGCAAGAGCCAAGCCCGCAGCAGAGCCCCACCAGCACUGACGAGAUGGGUGGCAGCGUGCCGUCUGGGCAGCGGGACGGCUGCCCCGUGGUCUGCGAGGCGGAGGAGGAGAAGGACAGCAUGGCCGAAGUGCCCACUCGCGGCCCCACCUUCAGGCCGUCCAUCAGGUCGCUGUCGCCCUUCCGGAGGCACAGCUGGGGCCCUGGGAAAAACACAGGCAGCGAAACCGAGAUCAACCAGCGAAGUUCUGUGGGAAUGCUUGGUGAAGUCAUAAAGCGGCUGCCAAUUCAUAGAAGAAGUUACAGCCUGGAAGGACUGACGGGCAACAGCAGCGAGGUGACCAAGGAGCCGUCACACACCAUGGAGUCGGUUCUGCAGAGUACCCGGGACCCUCGGCGUACUCCAGUGGUCGGCACCGAUGAGCGCGGCUCGCUCGUCUCGCUGACCGAGGAAGAGAUGGAGUCGGACCACAGCGAGGGCAGCGUGUUUGAUAACUCGAAUUUGCCCAGGACUCAGCUGCAUUCUGUUCCUCCAUUAACGAAAUCCCUCUCGCUACAAGCCAUCAGUGUUCCAAGCACAGACAAACCCGGAAGGACCAAGCCCAGGAAGAGAAUCUCCUUUUCCUGGAAUAUUUCUCCACUCCUUCCUAAGCCUAAAACUCUCUUUUCUCUUGGUUCCUCAAGUGAUGAUGAGUCAGAUAAUUUAAGACCGUCCACCAGUAAUUCUCUUGGCCAGAGCAUCUCAGAGGAGGGUAAUAGCCAGGUGCCACCGAGUCCGACACGAAAAGAUUCGGAAGGAAAAAGCAGCACCAAAGUGUAUCGGACGUUCAGCUACAUUAAGAACAAAAUGUCAAGUGGAAAACACAAGAACAAGGAGAAGGAGAAAACAAAAGAGAAGGACAAGAAAUCGACAAAUGGCCAUGCAUUCACUGCCAUCUUAGCAUAUGGCCCACCCCAAUGUCACCAGUGUAACAAGAAUAUAACCACCCGCGAGGCAUAUCUCUGUAACAAUUGCAACGUGCAAGUUCACAAGGAUUGCAGGGAGAGUCUCAUAGCCUGCAGUAAGAUUAAACAGAAGCAACAAAAAACACCUCAGGCCCAAGAUUCAUUGACGUUACCCAAUGCUGUCAUCAUGAGAAAUAAACCAAUGCAAGCGAGAGAACGUCCAAGAUCAGCAGUAAUCAUUCCAGAUGACAACUUGUUGAUAGCUCCUAAUCGGAAGAUGCCUCUCUAUCGAUCACUUUCCAAGAGUAUGUCAAUAGCCAACAUCGCAGGACCUACGAUUGAUGAAUCCUCCCUCGUUUCUUUGCGAGUUUUAUCUCAAUCGACCGACUCUCUGGACCACAUAAAACCAGCAAGAGAAUCACUGGAGUCCCUGACGGAUGAAGACUCCGCACUUGUGUUCCACAUCCCCACAGGUACUGAUGUCAUGGACGGACAGCUGAUGGGCGAGUUUGAGUUGGAGGCCAAGGAGCUGGAAGCGGACUCCUGGAGCCUGGUGGUGGACAACAGGUUUGUGCGGCAACAGAAGAAAGAUGUAAUCAAACGACAGGACGUCAUCUAUGAGUUGAUGCAGACAGAAAUGCACCACUUCCGGACGUUGAAGAUCAUGUCUGACGUCUACAGCAAGGGGAUGUCCAAGGAGCUGCAGUUUGAGACCUCCACGGUGGACCGCAUCUUCCCCAGCCUGGAGGAUCUCAUCGACAUUCACACUCAGUUCUUCACUCGCAUUCUGGAGAGAAAGAAAGAGUCCCUGGUGGAAAACAGUGACCAUAGUUUCAUCAUUAAACAGAUCGGGGAUAUUUUGGUGAAUCAGUUCUCGGGAUCCAGCGCCGAGCGAUUGAAGAAGACCUAUGGGAAGUUCUGCGGCCAGCACAACGAGGCGGUGAACUUCUACAAGGAGCUGCUGGCGCGGGAGAAGAAGUUCCAGGCUUUUGUCCGGAAAAAAAUGUCUAGUUCCAUAGUUCGAAGAUUAGGGAUCCAGGAAUGUAUAUUACUGGUUACCCAAAGGAUUACCAAGUAUCCGGUGAUUGUCCAGAGAAUCAUCCAUCUUACCAAAGAAAACGAAGAUGAUUACGCUGACCUCACCAAGGCGCUGGUGAUGAUUAAAGAGGUGGUUGCAGCUGUGGACCACAAAGUGAAUGAAUGUGAGAAGAAGACGAGGCUGCAGGAGAUUCACAGCAGGACCGAGACCAAAGCCAUCAUGAGACUGAAGAGUGGCCAGAUGUUCGCAAAGGAAGACUUGAUACGGAGAAAGCUGGUGCAUGAUGGACCUGUCACGCUGAAAACAGCGGCAGGAAGACUAAAGGAGGUCCACGCUAUUCUGCUGUCCGACAUGCUUGUGUUUCUUCAAGAGAAGGACCAGAAGUAUACUUUUGCUUCGUUGGACCAGAAGUCGACGGUGGUGCCGCUGCAGAAGCUGAUUGUGCGGGAGGUGGCGCACGAGGAGAAGGGCUUGUUCCUCAUCAGUGCCGCAGCCCAGGAGCCGGAGAUGUACGAGGUGCGAGCAAGCUCCAAAGAGGAGAGGACCAACUGGAUGCAGAUGAUUCAACAGACAGCCGACACCAUGGUUCAGGAUGAAGAUGAGGGAAUUCCGAGUGAGUCGGAGGAAGACAGGCGGCAACUGGAGAGCAGAGCCAAAGAGCUGAAAGAAAAGCUGCAGGAAAGAGACCAACAAAUCCUCUUGUUGCUGGAAGAAAAGCUGAGGCUGUACAAGGAAAUGGUAGAAUCGAGCGGCCAUGAAGAGGCAUCUCAGAGCUUGAUUACAAGGUCUUUGUUCAGAGCUAAUUCAGAGGAAGCCCCGAAAGGCGAGUCGCUGAUCAAGGAUGCAAUGAAGGAAGUGGAGAUCCUACAGAACCUGCUGUCGCAGAGCUUUGGAGGUGCCCUUGGACAACAGGCAGCUGGUACCCCAGAGCAGGAGGGAGCCAUGGGCCACAUCUCUCUGCCCAGGAGAGCGGAGACAUUUGGAGGCUUUGACAGCCAUCAGAUGAAUGCCGUGAAAGGUGGAGAGAGGGAUGAAGUGGAAGAUGCGCAAGACCUCCGCAGAACAGAGUCAGACAGUGUUUUAAAGAAGGGGCUGACGGCGAAUCUGCUGCCAAUCAGAAAGAACGAGCAUGUGCUUCAGAAGGUGCUGAACCUCCAGCAAUUGCUGCUUGGGUUACAGGCAGUGGUGGUGCAACAGGACUCGUUCAUCGAGGACCAGAAGCAGGCCCUGAGCGAGCGGCUGGUGCGGUCGCAGGCCCGGCCCAACACGCUGGUCGAGCAGGAGAAGCAGCGCAGCCUGGAGAAGAACCGGCAGGAGCUGGCCAACCUGCGUCGGCAGCUGGAGGAGCGGCGGCGCUGGGAGAAGGAGUGCGAGAGCCGGGAGAGGGAGCUGAACGAGCGGGAGGCCGGGGCGGCCCUGCGGGAUGACGAGACCGCCAGGCAGCGGGCCGAGGUGGAGAAGCAUCGCGAGGAGCUGCGGAUGAAGAAGGAUGAGUACCAGCAGGACCUGGAGAGGCUGCGGACCACCCAGAGGCAGCUGGAGAAGGAGCGGGAGCUGCUGAAACGCAGGGAGGAGCAGCUCACCCACCAAAGACAAGAAGACCUCUUGCACUCUGACUCCCUCAGCUCACAGGCUUCAGACCGAGACUCGGCAACGCAAGCAGACGAGGGCUCGCCGAGCACGACGAAACACCCCAGUUGCAACUCGUUAAACCAGGAGCCCGCGGACGCACACCUCACCAAGAGGGGCUCGUCGGAGAACUUCCCCGACCCCCCCUGCACAGACACCACACAGGCCUCCUCCAAGAAACCCACCAAUCAACCAAGUGGCACUAACCAGACUAACAACCCCAUCCCCCCACGGUUACUCAAGCUAGCCAAGCCGAAGGAGAAGAAGUCCAAGCACCGCAAGAACAAGGGGCAGAGGUCUGGGAACCUGCCAUCGGAGUAUGGACCUGAUGUCCUCCCAGCAACAGGCAACCCGAAGUUCCACCAAGCAGGCUCGGACACGAAGCGUCCUGCAACUGAGCUACUGGGCAGCGAAGAGGUUUUCUACUGUUGAGCUAUCCUGCACUAGGACGGGACUGGCACCUCGGGUGUUUGGGGAGGCAGUGGGAGGAGAGAGAGAGAGAGAGAGAGGAGACCGGCAUUGCUGCAAUGCCUCUGUGUGGGUGUCUUCAGUUGGUCCAACCUGAUACCGCCAUGUCUUCCUCCACUUCUAGUUGUGAAGGUUUUGCUCCAAGUGCAGGCAGAACCUAUCAAUAUAUAUAUAGUUGGUGCAAUGACCUCUCUGCACAACAAAAGAAUCGAUUGGGAAAGCACUGACCCAGGGCACUAAAAAAGAAAAGUGAAGUCUGCGGGCGAAGAUUUAAUGUCCCGACUGCCGUUGGGUGCGGAUGGAGAUAAAAUUCAAUCGGGAAGUGAAAUGUUUCCACUGUUUUCCGUUCUGUUAAGUUCGAACAUUGGAACUGUAACAAAGCAAGAGGCUGCGGAUCCCUCUCAGUUGUGUCAGGAGAGAAGAGCCCGAGUUUGAGGUACCUCCGUCACUGGACUUAUCCGAGGAGGUGGAUUCAGAGUAUGACAUUUGACUGGUUUGAUUUAAGCUUUUGAUGUCUCCCGCAGCGAAAAAUCACAGAAGAUCCAUGUAACAAACUUGGUGAACAGCGCCUUGGUCAACAACCCCUCAUGAAAGGACUUUCACCACCAGAUCUCGACGUACUCUCUCCUGGCACAAACUGUGAGGAAUGGCAGUGCCUCUGUGCUAAUUGACCUAUAGUCCAGUGAGAAUGCUCCACUCCCCCCCCGUUCACUGAAGCUUCAUCCACACACUGUGGGCAUUGGUGGAGAGAGAGCUCCUGAUGCUUUUAAAUCUACCCGACCAAAAUGAUCUGACCAUCUGGAAAAUAAGGGUGGCUAAAAUCGGUCAAGCUGCAGAGGCCAGAGAGUGAAGUACCGGCCAAAUAUCUUUCUUAUCAUUUCCGGUGUUGCUGGGAAGAAAAAUCUCUCUCCAACUCACCAUGGGGUUAUAAAUGUAAAUAGCAUAGCCGUGUGUGCAAUGGCUUUUAGUGGAAGUGCGAUUCUCCCUUUCGAGGGGGACAAUGGUUCUGAGGUUUGGUCUUCCCCCUCCCAAAAUGUUAAUAUUUUUAAAAAAUUGAGGGGGGAAAAACAACGUCAAAUAUUAGUGUAAAAUUAAAUCCUGAAUGUAUAAUGUUUUUAAAAAGCAAAAAUUGUACAGUUGCAAGGGUGGAAUGUGUCCACAAAGGUUUAUACUUGAUUUCUUUUACUUUUAUAUCCAUUCUAUUAGAAUGCUGAUUGGGAUAUUUUAAUUGCCUUCGUUUGGAUCAUCUCAAUUCCGAAAAAUGUACAGCAUCGUCUUUGUCUGGACUGCUUAUAAUUUGAGGGGAGGGUUAGACCAAGGUGUAGCGUGUCAGGUACAGGUCUGUCUUGUCUGGAGCCUGGCUUUAAAUCCAACCCAGACUGACGGGGGUCAGGAUGUCCAGUCCACUUAACGGGGUCCUGUGUGGAAUGUGCUUCAUCAACUACAGAGUAUAAAGUUACCUGUGACUUGGCAUUAAAUGGGGGAAGUCUCACUCACUCACGCACACUGUUGAUAACUGAUCUGGGGCAAAUGGAGAGGUGCCGCAUUGGGAGCUUUGACCAGGAGGCCUAGCUCUUUGUGCAGUCAUUCCCGUGCAUCCUUGAGACUUGGUCAGGCACCUGUCAGGGCUCCAUCCCACAGCAUCGUGUGGGGCAAAGGCUCGCUGUUACCACUGAUCACCUUCACAUUCUCUAAGGCACCUCAUGAAGGAGCACUGGAUGCUUUCUUGAGUACUGCGUAGGAAGGAACUGCAGAUGCUGGUUUGCACCAAAGUGCUGGAGUUACUCAGCAGGUCAGGCAGCAUCUCGGGAGGAAAGGUAUCGGUGACCUUUCGGGUCAGAUUG
Amblyraja radiata (thorny skate) is the source of this 9343-nucleotide messenger RNA. RefSeq names its product A-kinase anchor protein 13. Gene Ontology annotation, biological process: adrenergic receptor signaling pathway; positive regulation of canonical NF-kappaB signal transduction; regulation of Rho protein signal transduction. Gene Ontology annotation, molecular function: MAP kinase scaffold activity; guanyl-nucleotide exchange factor activity. The coding region runs from base 390 to 7463 and encodes 2357 amino acids. The record is from RefSeq and is a predicted model, not a curated record. The transcript is spliced from 39 exons. NCBI's taxonomy places the organism in Eukaryota, Metazoa, Chordata, Chondrichthyes, Rajiformes, Rajidae. Gene Ontology annotation, cellular component: membrane; actin cytoskeleton.